AUGGAGUCGUCCCGAAUCUUCGUGCGCGGUCUGCCGCCCAAAUUCAGCGAAGAUGACGUCCGCAAGCACUUUGCCAAAUUCCCCAUUACCGACGUCAAGUUCUUCCCGCACCGCCGCAUAGGCUAUGUCGGCUACAAAACGCCCGAGGACGCCGCAAAGGCGGUCAAGUACUUCAACAAGACGUUUAUCAAGCUCACCAAGAUUUACGCUGAGAUUGCGCGCCCGAUCGCCGACAAGGAACUGCCAAAGUCACGACGGCAGCUAAAGCUCGAGAAGAGUGCGCCAAGCAACGAUGAGUACAGGCCGCCGCGGCAAGAGAACGACCUCAAGCGAAAGCGAGACGAGGCUGAGCAGGAUCCCAAGUUGAAGGAGUUUCUCGAGGUCUAUCAGCCGCCCUCCAAGACGAGCUUGUGGGCCAAUGGCGAUGAGCAGCUCAACGAAGCGCCCAUUGCCACUGCCGACGAGGCUGUACCCGAAGUUGCUGUGCCAGAGGACGAAAGCGACGACGACUAUCAGGUCAUCUCGAAAAAGCCCAAGAUUGCGCCAGAACCCGCCGCCUCUGUCCCAAUACAGCCCAAGCCCGCCGAACAGCCUCCACCAGAGCCCCAAGCUCAAGAUAUUGACGGCGGUGAGCCCAUGGAAGAUAUACAAGAGGCUCCUGCAGCAGAACAGGGUCCUGUGUCCGAUGUGGACUGGCUACGAUCAAGAACAAACCGAGUCUUGGAGCUGGUGGAGGACGACGAAGUACCCUCAGUCGGCGCCGUAGCACCUCAAGCGUCGGUACCACAGCCUCCUGUAGCUAGAAAAGCUUUACCAGAAGUGGUGGAGGCGCAGCCGGAGCCAGAACAGCCCACUGAAGAACACCCAGUCGUUGCUGCACCAGACGAAGAGGACAAGAUCCGUGAGACUGGCCGACUCUACCUGCGGAAUCUCCAUUACGGGGAACCCGAAGACGAGAUCCGGGCAGCAAUUUUCAAAGCAUGUACUCUUGAAGAAGUACAUGUACCACUGAAAAAGGCCGAUGGAAAAGGCAAGGGCUUUGCGUUUGUCCAGUUCGCGAACCCAAGCGACGCUGUCGAGGCAUACCUUGACAACGACAAUACCAUCUUCCAGGGUCGUCUCCUUCACAUCAUCUCGGCAAAAGCAAAGAAAGACACCAAGCUCGAUGAGUACGAGAUCUCAAAACUGCCUCUCAAGAAGCAGAAAGAGAUCCGGAAGAAGCAGAAUGCUGCAAAGGCUACCUUCAACUGGAACUCGCUUUACCUGAAUGCCGAUGCAGUCAUGUCCACCAUUGCAGGACGCAUGGGCAUCAGCAAGGCUGAACUACUCGACCCCACAUCCGCAGAUGCUGCAGUCAGACAAGCCCAUGCUGAGACACACAUCAUCCAAGAGACAAAGUCCUACUUUGCCCAGCAUGGCGUUGACCUGGAGGCCUUUCAAAGAAGCGCCAAAGGUGACCUUGCUAUUCUCGUGAAGAACGUUCCUCACACUGUAACGCCUGAUGAGCUUCGUAAGCUGUUCGAGGAGCACGGCACUGUGACCAAGUUUCUGAUGCCACCCACGGGAAUGACGGCCAUUGUCGAGUUUUCCAACGUCGCCCAAGCGAAGACGGCCUUUAUGUCAUUGUCGUACCGGAAGAUGAAGGAUUCGAUCUUGUAUCUGGAAAAGGCUCCCAAGGAUCUGUUCAAGGAAGGUAUAGCAACCAACUUUGUACAGACUACAUUCUCAGAGCAGCCUGUUGUAAAACCAACUGCGACCGACCUGCUUGUGGAUGCUCCCGAGCCCGAAGCGACAAACACCGCUACUCUGUAUGUGCGGAACCUGAACUUCUCCACGACUACCGAGCGUCUCACCGAGGCGUUCAAGCCUUUGUCCGGAUUCCGCAGCGCGACCGUUAAGACGAAGAUGGACCCUAAACGUGGCGUGCUAUCGAUGGGCUUCGGUUUCGUCGAGUUCAACAAUCCCGAGACUGCUACUGCUGCUUUGCGAGCCAUGGACGGCCAUGAUCUUGAAGGGCAUAAGCUGUUGAUAAAGGCAUCCCACAAGGGCGCCGAUGCGGCUGAAGAGCGUCGCAACGAGGAUGCAGCCAAGAAGGCGGCAAGCACGAAAAUCAUCAUCAAGAACUUGCCCUUUGAAGCCAGCAAAAAGGAUGUUCGCGCUCUAUUCACCCCUUACGGCCAGCUUCGGUCUGUUCGGGUGCCUAAGAAGUUUGAUGCGUCUUCACGUGGGUUUGGUUUCGCAGAGUUCACCACGAAACGCGACGCCGUCAACGCGAUGAACGCAUUGAAAAAUACUCACUUGCUGGGCCGUCGUUUGGUUCUUGCAUUUGCAGAGGCUGAAUCUGAUGACCCCGAGAAGGAGCUUGAGAAGAUGCAACAGAAGAUGGGAGCACAGGCCAACAAGGUCGCCCUCCAACGUCUGACAGAAGGUGGUCGGAAAAAGUUUAACGUUGCAGGCACCGAUGAUCUAGACGAGUGA
This is a messenger RNA of Pyrenophora tritici-repentis Pt-1C-BFP, 2478 nucleotides long. Its product is annotated as RNA-binding protein (RRM domain). NCBI's taxonomy places the organism in Eukaryota, Fungi, Ascomycota, Dothideomycetes, Pleosporales, Pleosporaceae. Gene Ontology annotation, biological process: nuclear mRNA surveillance; poly(A)+ mRNA export from nucleus. Gene Ontology annotation, cellular component: ribonucleoprotein complex; nucleus; cytoplasm. The record is from RefSeq and is a predicted model, not a curated record. Gene Ontology annotation, molecular function: mRNA binding.